This is a messenger RNA of Salarias fasciatus (jewelled blenny), 3764 nucleotides long. Its product is annotated as zinc finger CCCH domain-containing protein 7A-like. The coding region runs from base 195 to 3329 and encodes 1044 amino acids. Gene Ontology annotation, biological process: miRNA processing. The record is from RefSeq and is a predicted model, not a curated record. NCBI's taxonomy places the organism in Eukaryota, Metazoa, Chordata, Actinopteri, Blenniiformes, Blenniidae. Gene Ontology annotation, molecular function: metal ion binding; miRNA binding; protein binding. The transcript has 22 exons.
ACCAUGCACAGGAAACCGAAAGUUAGGUGUGAAUGGUGACUCGUCGAAGUGGGGAGUUCAGUGAGUGGAUGUGGCCGGAUCUUAUCGGAGGUUAUCCGUGCCAGCGCAGCUUGUCGGCGGCUUUCUGACGCGGCGUGUCCCGCUCCUACUCUCAGCCUCGGUUCAAUGUGAACUUCCUCACUUCCUCGGGUAGCAUGGACACGGCCCGCUUGAAGCGCCAGGAGGACAUAAAACAUGCCCUGGCUUUUAUACAGUCUCCUCUGGCUUAUCCAGAUCCAGAUGGCUACCAGGACUUUCUGACCAAAUUAGUGUGCAACCUGCUCGAGGAGGGAAACGACUUCUUUCGAGACAAGGAAUGGGAGCAGGCCGUCAGAGAGUUCACCGAGGGCUUGAACGUGGCGUGCUACGCCGAAACGACGGAGGUCCACGUCCCCGAGGCGUUGUUGGAGAGUCUGUUUGUGAACCGCGCUGCUGCUCACCACAGUUUGGGGAAGUAUGAUGAAGGCGUGCUGGACAGUGACCGUGCUCUGGAAGUCUGCCCGACCAGCCGCAGAGCUCUUUACAGGAAGGCGCUGUGUCUGAAGGAGCUCGGGAAGUUCAGGGAAUCCUACGACUGCAUCACAGUGUGCCUGCUCAUCUGUCCUCAGGACAAACAGGUGAGCGAUCUGGCUCAGGAGCUGACCUCCCAUCUGGGCCUGAAGAGUCGAAAACCCUACGUCAGCUCCAAGGCGCCUGCAGAUCACUUAGGGAAUGGUUUGAGCUCUCAGCAGAGCGCUGUUCCAGCUGCUUCUCCCGCUCUGCCCCAGUCCUCCCACACCCUGUCUUCUCCAAACCACAACACGCCGGCCUUCUCCAGAUUACCUGACAGGCUGGAGAGUCUGGAGGACUCCGAGCUGAUGGGAGAUGAUUUGGACAGUCUGCUAGAUGACUUUUCCACACAGCCGGAACAGACCGAGGUAGCGUUCCCGAUCCCCAGCAGUACGUUGGACGCUUUCACACACCCCGCCCUGUCUGACCUGCCUGCCCCAACUCCCAAGCUACCCCCGGCCUUUUUCAGCUCGCCCAUCAGCCAGCUCAACGCCCUGGACUCCUUCUCCAGCGAGGGGCUUGGCGCCUCUGCCGCGACGCUGGAUGUCUUAGACGACCUCUCCGCCUUGAGGCUCGGACAGGCUUCAAACGCCCCGGCCCCGGCCCCGGCCCCGGCCCCCGCUGCAGCGCUGGACGCCCUGGACAGCCUCGACAGUCUCGACACCCUCGACUCCCUCGACGACUUAUUGGACGCCGCCGACGGAGGAGUUCAUGAGCCCGAAACGAAGUUCCACCCAGGAGAGAAGUCUCUGGAUGAACUGCUAAAUGAAGCCCACCUAAAGUACACUUUCCCCAUUCCCAAUGGCCACGCUGCGGCCGUCCCUCAAGUUAGCAGUACGGCGCUGGGCCACCUCAACUCUCUCGACACUCUGGACUCGUUUACCCCGGGGGACCAGAGGGGAGGAGCUCCGCCUGCAGCCUCACACGUGGGAAAAAGUCUGGAUUCCAUCUCCAGUUUCACCGCAGCUGGUUUCCCGAGCUCUCACAGUGCCGCCGCUCCAGUGACCAGAGCUCCACAAAAUCACUAUAAUGAGAAGGCGAACAACGGGACCAGUGCAGUUUGUAACCCGCUGUUCGCCACCCACGAGUUCCUGCAGGCGUGUUCCACCUGUUUCCCUCGGCAAGGUGUGGGGAUAUAUAGUUACGUUCACAAGCCGAAUCUGGCCCACAACUGUGCGCGAGACGUUCUCCUAUGUAGACGGAAGAAGAAGCCCCCCGCAGAAUGGGUCCGAGUGCGACCGAUUCCCGCCUGGAAGUCAUUUAUUGGACCUUUUGUGCUGUGCAGAGAGGUGAUAAACUCUGGAAAAUUGGGUGUGUGUAAGUACGGAGAGGACUGCACGUUCGCCUACAACCAGCUGGAGAUCGACGUUUGGACGGAGGAGAGGAAAGGGACGCUGGACAGGAGCCUGCUGUUUGAGACGACCGCUGCCAAACUGGACCCUGUCAACAACAUCACACGGCUUCUGCAAGAGAACAAGGGCAUGUUCAUGUUCCUCUGUCAGGAGUGCUACGACAACAAACCCAGAAUCAUCAGCAAGCGCUCCCGAGACAAUCACACCGUCUGCUCCAACUUGGACGUCCACCAUAAUUUCGAUGCCGAUAAGUGCCUGGCGUUUGUGGUGAGGACCCACAACAUAAUCUACAAGAAGGUCCGGCCGCUGAACAUCCUGUGCCAAAUGGACUUGUGCCGUCAGGCCGUCCGCUACGGCUGCGGGAAGGAGGACACUUGCCAGUACGCCCACUCCGUCAUCGAGCUGAAGACCUGGAGGGUGCAGCGCGACACAGGUAUCACCCCUGAUGAGAUUGUGAAAAUAUCUGACAGAUUUUAUGAAAAACUGGAGCAAAGCUCAAGCAAACAGAAAAGAAACAGAUUGUCUGGCGGAGGCUCUGAGAACAAACCAAAAGGAGCCGGAGGAGGAGGAGGAGGAGAGGCUGGUAAAAACCUGGACAUGAAUAUGAAGUUCGUUUGUGCUUAUUGCUGGCGAGACGGCCUGAUCAGUGUCCCGGACAAAUCCCUCAAACACUGCUCCGCUAAAGCCCGACACGCGUGGACCAAAGAUAGACGAGUACUGCUGGUCAAGUCUGUAGAGAGGAGUAAAUGGGUUCAAGUCCGACCGCUGCCGCAUGCCAAGAAUUUCCCCCCACAGUAUGAAAUAUGCACUCAGAUUCUGACCAAGAAGAAAUGCACCUUCCCGGGCAAGUGCACCUUCGCCCACAGUCCAGAGGAGCGGAAGAUGUGGAUGUACAUGAAGAACAAUGACUUGUUCGACAUGCAGCAGAUGUAUGACAUGUGGCUGACACUAACCGUCCAGAAACGCCAGAUAGACGAAACGCAGCAUUUCUCGGAGGAGAAAUUCAUCAUGAUGCCAACGGACUACGCUGAACCACUGAGCGGGUUUCACUGCCGUCUGUGCGGUAGACACAGUAACGGCGAGCGGCAGUGGCAGCAGCACAUUUCCUCCGAGAAGCACAAGGACCGGGUGUUUAGCUGUGAGGGAGAGGACGAGGCGCCCAUGUGGAGCUACCGCUUCCCCGGCAGACACUUCAAACUCUGCCCAAAGUCGGAGAGCAAGUGUCCCGACGGCCUGAGCUGCGACUCCGCCCACAGUCCCGAGGAGCUGCAGGAGUGGACGGAGAGACGCGACUUCCUGCGAAAGAAGCUAGCUAAAGCCAGGGAGGACAUGCUCAUCAUGCCGGAUGAGUUUGACUUUGGAAAGUACAACUUUCUACUUCAGGACUGAGAAAUAUUUUCAACCAUUUUUUUUCCUUUACUGCCAAACAAGCAUUUCUGAGUAUUAGGGGUUUUUACAAUUCAGAUGACUCACCAUGGAGGACUUCAAAGUCUGAGAAGUAUGUUUCUAUUCAUCCAACACUGUUUACUUUAGAUGUUAGUGAUUUCAGGUGAGGCUUCAGCACGGACUGCACAGUGCUGUUAAAAACAAGCUUGUGUUGGCGCCACAUUAAAAGUCAAAGCUUUGUUCACCAGUGAAGUUUCAUAAGGAAAACUUAAUCAAUGAUGUACGCCAUUUUCUCGUGCCUUUUAUUUUGUUCUUUUUCCACUUUUGCAGUGCUUUUGUUUCAGCGGGGAUUGGGAAUAAUGAGUGCCUUCAGUUCAUAUUUUACAAAACAUGUUCCGAAACAUAACCGUGCAAUAAACAUACUCCCCAUAGAUCAUA